This is a messenger RNA of Letharia columbiana, 651 nucleotides long. RefSeq lists its product as uncharacterized. The transcript has a single exon. Bases 1 to 651 code for a protein of 216 amino acids. Lineage: Eukaryota; Fungi; Ascomycota; Lecanoromycetes; Lecanorales; Parmeliaceae. The record is from RefSeq and is a predicted model, not a curated record.
AUGGCAUGGGUACGCCCGAAACAUCCCAAGCGCAAAGAAGUCGUCGACCCUACCGAUUCUCUCCGCCCUGUCCUCGAAUAUUUCAGCUGUAGCCGACCUAGUGUCUCCAACUCCAACAACAAAGAACUCUCGAGAAUCCCCAGGAAACCGCUCUUACUACACGACUCGUACGAACCGAGGCCCCAGACACAUCAUUAUGACGAAUCGGAACAUCAUCACAAACCAGAUCAUCACCAGCAAGAAGCGGAGCAUCACCCAAGGGUAGAGCAUCACCCACGGUCAGAGCAUCACCCACGGUCAGAGCAUCACCCACGGUCAGAGCAUCACCCACGGUCAGAGCAUCACCCACGGUCAGAGCGUCACCAAAGACUAGAGCACCACCAAAGACUAGAGCACCACCAAAGAGCAGAUCAUCAUGUGAUGGACUAUGAUAGAGCAGACUACCACGAAAGAGCAAGCCAGCGAUCCGCAUCCCAGUACACGAGAGAGAUCUCACCAUCACCACCACCGUUGCCAACUUACCGGUCGAACGCCAGACCUGGCGCACAUCUUCGACUAAUGCCUUCUCGACACCACAUCAUAGCAGACACAUACAGUUCCAGAAGGCCAGCGUCGCGGUGGGCGAGUGCGACGACGCCACUUGAGAUGUAA